UUCGGGCCUCCUGCGAACCUCAGCUCACGUCGAGACGUGCUCGCCGAGGGUAGACCAGACUGACCAACAUUCCCCGUUUGUCCUGCCAGUGGCCAUACAGCCUUCACUGAAGACCAAACCGAUUAACUUGGAUGACACUUGUUAUCCACACUGAAAUGCGACAGUAGCCUCAGUCACAGCUGUAAUUAUACCGUGUGUGCAAGUCAUACGUUGUCCCUGGACGAAGGGGGUCAUAUAUGGACUAACAGGGUCAUAUUAAAUCACAAGGCACCUGCUUGGAGAUGUAGUCUGAGGCAACACCCUGGUUAAUCACUACGUGCUUCACCUGGCGCCCCUGUGCUCUGCCCACACUUACGUAAUGUGGCCCACACAGAAAUGAGUGUAACACCUAACCCAGUCCGGAGAAAUCAUACACCAUGGUUUAGGGAGCAUGGUUUAGGGUGGAGAAAAAUCCAAAAUACGUCACUUGAAGAUGAGACAUUAACGACUGACCUUUAUGGUCCUGAUGUGUCAUGGGAUGAACGCAGAGCUCAACAAAGCAGCCAUCGCAGGGUUUUAAAGCCAGGCGUGCAGGACAAUACGGGCUGGAGUAGCUUAGGACAUGUUAUCUGAAGAUGUCUAUUUCAGUUCCCUACCGUAGCACUGGUGAGGUCAAUACUUAACCUGAGCUGCUCUAGCAAAACAUCCAGCCGUAUGAAUUCAUAAAAAAUGCAUGUCUCUUUGUAGAAAAGGGUAAGUUGAACAAAUGAAGAUGAAGUGCUUUAAAUCAUUCUUUUUUGCAUUCAGGGAAUAACGUAUAGGUCCUCUGCAGGGGUGAAACUUUAUUAAUAAUUUAGUAAUACAUUUUUGCUACUACCCAGCUGGGCUAGUUUAGUCAAAAAUGUAGUCUGACAUGUAGUCUGACAUGUAGUCUGACAUGUAGUCUGACAUGUAGUCUGAAAUUACUUGAACAGGAUAGCGGCUGAGCUUAGUCUCCAGCACAAGUCCAUUGCAUCCUUAACAUUACUUAUUUUCAUAAUAAAUAGUUAUGAUAUCAUAAUAAAAAACCUAUCAUAAUAAAAAUAUUUUUCUGUGAGUUUCUGUUUACUGUCCCUUUGAAGUUUGUAAUGUUUCACCAAAUAUUAGCCUGCCAGUGACCUGUCAGAAAAUUUUCAAUCACUUAAGAAUGUUUUCCUUCUCAUUAAGACGGGAGCCCCAAGGGGUGCCAAUAUCUGAGAAUUACUACAUUUUCUGAAACACCAUACUUCAGUCCAUCACCAUGUUCGAUGAAAAGAUGGGGUGACAGGUAUGAAGCAAGACUGUUGAAAGUGGAGACGUGGUGUCAGAAGUGAGACACCGGAAGAGAUCCCACUGGCGCUGCUGAAGUGGCUGCUAUACAAGAUCAUCCGGCAAGCCUGCUCCAGCUUGGUGAACCUCAAGGCAGCUGAGAAGAGACAGCAUGUGAGGAGGAUGACUAGGGAUGGGAAACUUGUCUGCUGGUGCUGCAGGAGAGAAGGGCACCGGGCACGCCACUGCCCGUAAGCCCGCACCAGAGCCGGCGGCAGACGAGCAGGAGAUGCUGGAGCAAGAAAGGCACCAUCGAGGGAGGAUAGCGAGCUCUUCUGCGGACUCUGGCCGCUCACCGGCUAUCGGCUCACCGGCUAUCGGCUCACCGGCUAUCGGCUCCCCAGCGUGCUCCCUGCUCAUCAGCCGCAAGGAGCCGCAACGAGACCCCAGCUAUGAGCACAACCAGCAGAGGCAGCAGGUAGAGACUGCUCUGCAUGAGCGUGAGGAGGCGUGGCGCAGCUGGGAGGCUCAAUUAGCCCAGGAACACAGUGAGCUUGACGAUCUGUGGGAGCCGACCAGCAGGACCAGCAGCAGCUGCAGGAAUCUGCAGAGCAGGAGCGGCUGUGCGGCAAGCCGGCCACCUGGGAGCAGGAGCAUGACAGCCAGGUGUUUGGCCAAGGCAGUGGAGGGGUCAUUACAGGGCAGUGGGAUGGCAUUGUUGGCGACACCGGGAGAAGGCAUGCCACGACUUGGAAGCCCAGCUGGCCCAGAAGAGUUGCGAGCUGCAGGAGGUGGAGGCCACGGUGCGGGACCACGAAGAGGUGUGCGUCACUCUGGAGGCCCAACUGGGGAAGGACCCUCUACCAGCGAUGGGAGGAGAAGGGCAGCUCGGCAUGGCUGUGAGAGGUUACCUAAGUCGCGGUGUAGGAGCAGCUGUGCAGGACCACUGACCCUGUAGGCAGGAGGUCCUGUGGCAGGACUAGCCUGCCGCACAAU
Paramormyrops kingsleyae is the source of this 2262-nucleotide messenger RNA. The record is from RefSeq and is a predicted model, not a curated record. NCBI's taxonomy places the organism in Eukaryota, Metazoa, Chordata, Actinopteri, Osteoglossiformes, Mormyridae.